AUGAAUAUCACGAAAAAAGAGGAUGGCGCUGGCAAACCGCAAGCUCACGUGGAAGACAAGAGAGCUAACGUGCAGGCUAUAGCACAACCCUCGCACAUAGUUCCCCAAGCAAAACCCGAAGCAAAAUCAGGCAGCCAACAUUAUGCCAGCAACUUAAUUAGCGCAACACUUCAAAAAAUGUUUCAUUUUGAUGGUGCAUCUGGUCACUCGAAAUCCGCGAAAAGCUCAAAGACUUCGUCGGCAGGUUCGGAAUCCGAGGAAGACAGCAAUAAGCUAGAUCAUUUACCGGCCUCGAUGUCUGCAUCUCCAAAGCCAAGGUUCCAAACAGCACUUAAUGGUAUGCAUGUUCAUAAUCUUGCACCAAGGAAGACGCAUCGAAUGCAAAACCUCUUUAAAGAACUUGGUCUCAAUGCUCAUAUAUUAGCGGAAGAGCGAGCACAACAAAUUCAUCAUGAACGACCACCUUUCCGACAUGCUAAUACUGAGGCUUCCCUAACGGAAAAAUAUGGAAAAUGCCAGGAAGUGAUCGGCAAGGGCGCAUUCGGUGUUGUCCGUAUUGCUCAUAAAACGGAACCAAAAGUUCCUGGCGAAAAGCUAUUUGCCGUCAAGGAAUUUAAAAAACGAAAUAAUGAACCCAAUAAAAAAUAUGUCAAGCGUCUUACUUCUGAAUUCUGUAUAUCUUCUUCACUUCAGCACAUUAAUGUUAUCGAUACGUUAGAUCUUCUUCAAGAUACGCAGGGAAAUUAUUGUGAGGUUAUGGAAUAUUGUGCCGGUGGUGAUCUUUACUCUUUAAUUGUUAAUUCUGGUGGUUUGGAAACAGAAGAGGCAAAUUGUUUCUUUGGCCAAUUAAUUAAUGGCGUCAAGUAUCUGCAUGAUAAUGGUGUUGCUCAUCGUGAUCUCAAACCUGAGAACCUCUUGCUUACUUCAAAGGGAUGCCUAAAAAUCACCGAUUUUGGCAACGGUGAAUGUUUCCGCAUGGCGUGGGAAACACAAGCUCACCUUUCACGUGGUAUUUGUGGCAGUGAGCCUUACAUUGCACCCGAAGAAUUUACGGAAGCCUGGUUUGACCCCAGACUUGUCGAUGUGUGGGCCUGUGGUAUUAUAUAUAUGGGCAUGAUAACUGGUCGACAACUAUGGCGAAUCGCCAAGGCUCAUGAAGAUAGUAAUUUUAAAAUAUACCUUCAAGCAAGAUCUCAAGGCGAGACGUUAACACCAUUUCAAGGAUUAUGCACUAGGCGACGUCGUAUAAUCAGCAGGAUAAUAGAACCGAAUCCGAAAGAUCGCAUAACCAUAGAACAAAUUACAAAUGAUCCAUGGUUUGCCGGACUAAAGAUUUGCUAUAAACCUCCACCAGCCAACGUUGGUUCUAUAAAUCCUGCCAGUGCUACGUGUGGUGCCAACCUAAAUAAUGAGCAACAAAUGACAAACAUCAACAAUAGAAGUGUGGCUAAUAUGGUGCAAUAG
Ambispora gerdemannii is the source of this 1464-nucleotide messenger RNA. Lineage: Eukaryota; Fungi; Glomeromycota; Glomeromycetes; Archaeosporales; Ambisporaceae. The record is from the annotation of a GenBank genome assembly.